UAGCUGUCAGAAGUCAGCCAGCGCAGAGGACAGCUAGCAGGUAACAAUGCAGUUCCUUGGCCGGCUGUUGGACACAGUCUCCUCUGUGUCAACCCUCUUCACCAACCCCUACCGGGUCCGGGAUGUGCCACUGUCCGACUAUGGUGGAGGAGGCAAAGUCUUGCUGAAAGAGGAGGGACGCAUGGUCCUGUAUAGAAACAAUCAGUGCCAGUCAUGGGACUGUCUUCUUAUGUGCCCCGAGACGCCGACUGUUGUUCUGAGGCUGUUUCAGGUGGGGUCAGAGGAGGACGCCAUGAACUGGUUUCCGCAGUAUGCCCUCAAGCUUCGCCCCUUCUACGAGACACUUCCUCUGAAAGCUGAGACCACCCAGCCAAUUGUGGACUGCAUCCGCAACCACCCGGACUGGAGCUCUGCCCACAUUGCCGUGGAGACAGGCCUGAGGGAGUGUCUCAAACAUAACUAUGUGCAGAGUCAGAUCAACGCUCGGGAUGCGGCCGGUCAGACGCCGCUGCAUCGAGCGUGUGAGCGCGGUGACUCGGUGUGUGUGAAGGAGCUGUUGGAGGAAAGCCAGGCUCGCACGGACAUCAAAGACCGCAACGGGGAGACGCCCAUGCACAGCGCUGCCAAGCAGGAUUCUCCUCAAAUCAUCCAGGUCCUGUGCUCACGGCUGUGCUCGGGGGUGAAUGAGCUGAACAACAACGGGGAGACGCCACUCCACGUGGCCUGUCGCUUGGGACGCGUGGAGGCCGUCAAAGCUCUGUUGGAUGGUGGGGCCAAGUGCGAUGUCAUUGGCGGCAGUGGCUACCCCAUCCACAGUGCCAUGAAGUACAGCGAGAAGGGCUGCGUGGAGGAGAUCCUCAAAGCAGACCCGGGCCAGAUCCAGGCUGAAGACUCUUUGUAUGGAGGGACACCUCUCCACUGGACCAAAACAGCUGAGAUGUGUCGGAUUCUGCUGGAGCAUGGCUGUGCGGUGAACUACCUCAGUAAGACUGGAGAGACUGCCCUCCACAUUUUGACCAAGAGGGGUCGCUUUGAGGCGGCCAUGGUGUUGCUCACCCACGGAGCGAAUGCCAACCUGAAGGGCCAGGAUGGGAACACAGCCCUUCACCUGGCUAUGAAGAUGGACCACAUAGAGUUGAUCAAAGCUCUGAUCGUGUUUGGUGCUGAUGUGAAGAUCCACAAUGACCUGGGAGAAACUCCUGGACUCAUCGCUGCCCGCACCAGCAAAGGUCCUAAUAGAAAGAUACUGCUGGACAUGCUGUGUAGUGUAGGGGUCCAGAAUUGCCUCCCUCCCUCCCCCGGCAGUCCUCCCCCCAUCUCCUACAAGGCCAAGCCUCAAGGCAUAGGGUUUGAGGACAUCAUGUUUGUGGGGGCUGCAAUCGGUGCGAUGAAUAGAGGCAAAUCUGAAGUGGACGGCCCCAAAAUGGAGAAAAAGAGGAUGGACAGACUGCUGUGUCUGGAUGGUGGAGGUAUUAAAGGUCUCGUGUUGAUCCAGAUGUUGAUCGCUCUUGAGAAAGAGGCCGGUCGACCCACCAGGGAGCUCUUUGAUUGGGUAGCUGGCACGAGCACAGGGGGUAUCCUGGCCCUCGCUAUAAUACACGGUAAGUCCAUGGAGUACCUGCGCUGCUUAUACUUUAGGAUGAAGGAACAGGUGUUCAAAGGAUCACGACCCUAUGAAUCAGCACCGCUGGAGGACUUCCUAAAAAAAGAGUUUGGAGAGAACACCAAGAUGUCAGACGUCCAAUACCCCAGGGUGAUGGUGACCAGUGUUCUGGCAGACAGACAUCCGGGCGAGCUGCACAUCUUCAGGAACUAUAACCCUCCCUCCGUCCACAGAGAGCCCCCAUAUGCCACCACUGCCACAUUCAAGCCCCUCACCAUCCCACAAGAACAACUUGUGUGGCGAGCUGCCCGCUCCAGCGGUGCCGCUCCAACCUACUUCCGACCAAUGGGCCGCUUUCUGGACGGGGGGCUGCUGGCCAACAACCCGACGCUGGAUGCAAUGUCCGAAAUCCAUCAAUACAACAAAGCUUUAAAAGCAGAGGGCCACAGGGAGGAAAUCAAGAAGUUGGGUAUAGUGGUCUCCCUUGGUACAGGUAAACCCCCGCAGGUGGUGGUGAGCUCUGUGGAUGUUUUCCGGCCCUCCAAUCCUCUGGAGCUGGCCAAGAGCUUUGUUGGAGCAAAAGAGCUGGGCAAGAUGCUGGUGGACUGUUGCACAGACUCUGAUGGCUGUGCAGUGGACAGGGCCAGAGCCUGGUGUGAAAUGAUCGAGACCAUCUAUCACAGAUUGAGCCCCCAGUUGUCACAGGAGGUGAUGCUGGAUGAGGUGAGUGACGCAGUCCUGGUGGACAUGCUCUGGGAAACCCAAAUGUACCUUUAUGAGAAGAGAGAUGUCCUCCAAUCCCUGGCAAAUAUGCUACUGGACAACUGAAAGCACAAGAAAAUAAUAAGGAGAGGCUGUGAAGAUGAGACUGUGAGAGAAGAGGAGAUGGCGUAUAUGAGAGGAAGGGAGAGCCCUCUGAGUGGAGUCAAAGACUAGGGUGAUUAGACAAGGCACAGAGAGGUGUUGACGUUGCCCUGAUGUCACCUAUUGCGAUGCAAGUCAUGUAGCAUCAUGUGACCUUAUCACUGACCUUAUUAUUAUCAUGGUUUAUCAAGUUUACUGUUUGUACAUAAACCAGUAAAGGACAGAGUGUAGCUAACUGCAGCUAACUGUGUUUUUUUGCCCUAUCCAUAGUGUUUGGCAACAAAUAGAGUCAGACCAUGUUUGAGUCCAAUUCUGAUUGGUUGUGAUAAAACUAAAACACUUGUCAUUCUUCCUUUUGUGUUCCUUUUUUCUUUUCUUUUUUACCAAAGUAACUACAAAGGCUCUGAAUAUACAGACAUUUUGCAUGAGGCUAUAUGAUCAAAGGGACCCUGCAGUAUCAGUGCAAGAUCUGCAUUAUACUGUAGCAUUUGGACAAUGGUGAUUAUUAAAAGGUUCUGCCUUGUGUGUCUGGGACCCAAAUUUGUACCAUUUCCUUUCCACAGUGCAUUUGAAUGCCUUCUUAGGUUAUCUAUACCGACUUUAAACACAAUAUUUAACCUCACACUGAUAACUUUCUUGCACACUGUUACAUCCUCCUGGUGUACUGUGAAUGAGUUCUGGCACAUAUUUAACGUACUGUUUUAACAGGACUGGCAACUAGACUUGAAUUACCAACUUACUUGAAAGACAAAGAAACUGAAGACUCACCGUUACUUGCACAUUGUAAACUCGACGCAACAAAUUAUUUCUUAUGCUUUUUUUUUGUAUCUGGAUUAAUUAUUGAAGUGUAUAAUGGUAUGGUAAUAAAAUAUAUCAAUAUUUAC
Messenger RNA from Seriola dumerili (greater amberjack), 3351 nucleotides. It is a transcript of the gene pla2g6, whose product is annotated as phospholipase A2 group VI. NCBI's taxonomy places the organism in Eukaryota, Metazoa, Chordata, Actinopteri, Carangiformes, Carangidae. Gene Ontology annotation, cellular component: mitochondrion. Gene Ontology annotation, molecular function: protein binding. Gene Ontology annotation, biological process: positive regulation of ceramide biosynthetic process; cardiolipin acyl-chain remodeling. The transcript has 18 exons. The coding region runs from base 47 to 2431 and encodes 794 amino acids. The record is from RefSeq and is a predicted model, not a curated record.